AUCCGGAGCGGCUGAAAGGCGGAAGUGGAGGCCGGAGCCUGGGACACCGCCGGGGGGGAAGAGGAGCGGACUCUUGUGCGAGCCCCGGCCCCAAGUAACGCUGCUGCCCCGGAGCCGCGUUGGAGGCCCCCUCCCCAUUAAGUGCCUCUUUGUAUAGUACCCGCCCCCACACUCACUGGUACCACUAUAGUGCAGCGGGCCAUGGCGGGUCGGGGAGGCACAGCGCGACCCAAUGGACCAGCGGCUGGGAACAAGAUCUGUCAGUUUAAGCUGGUACUUCUGGGGGAGUCUGCAGUAGGCAAGUCCAGCCUCGUCCUCCGUUUCGUCAAGGGCCAAUUCCACGAGUACCAGGAGAGCACAAUUGGAGCGGCCUUCCUCACACAGACUGUCUGCUUAGAUGAUACAACAGUCAAGUUUGAGAUCUGGGACACAGCUGGACAGGAGCGGUAUCACAGUCUGGCCCCCAUGUACUAUCGGGGGGCCCAAGCUGCCAUCGUGGUCUAUGACAUCACCAACACAGAUACUUUUGCACGGGCCAAGAACUGGGUGAAGGAGUUACAGAGGCAGGCCAGCCCCAACAUCGUCAUUGCACUCGCGGGUAAUAAGGCAGACUUGGCCAACAAGAGAGCUGUGGAAUUCCAGGAAGCACAAGCCUAUGCAGAUGACAACAGUUUGCUGUUCAUGGAGACUUCGGCAAAGACUGCAAUGAAUGUGAAUGAAAUUUUCAUGGCAAUAGCUAAGAAGCUUCCCAAGAAUGAGCCUCAGAAUGCAGCUGGUGCUCCAGGCCGAAACCGAGGCGUGGACCUCCAGGAGAACAACCCAGCCAGCAGGAGCCAGUGCUGCAGCAACUGAGCCCCCCCUUGCCUAUCACUGCCCCCACUCCUCCGCCUGAACGACCCGACUGGAAUCCAUUCUAACCAAUCGCACUUAACAACGACUCGGGCCACAGCUGGGGGCAGGGGAGGGGUCCAUGAUUUCUCCGCAUAACUUUGAUCCUAGACCGGAGGGAGUUAUUCCACCUGCACCUUUCUGUACAAAUACUAAUUCAAUUUUAAGUCUUAAGUCACUUUUUUAAUAUAUAUGAUCUUCUGCUCUUCCCACUUCCCCCCUUUCUACUGCUCUCCAACUCUCCUUUGCUGGUAGUACCCACCUUGUCUGUGGGACAGGGGGUUAAGCAGUUACCCCCUUGUUUCCCUCUUGUUGGAGAGCAGACUCCACAAGAGCACCCACAUCCUUACCUUGUUGGGAGUGGUCUUGGUCCAGGGCAGUGGGCAGGCCCUGGACUGGGAAGGGACAGGUAGCUCUUCCCACAACUGGCUGUCAUCAGGCUGCAGCCCCCUCCCCGCUCUACUCUAAGCUGGGAGAGAAAUGGCAGCAGUAUCGCAGCAUCAUUAUGACAGCCACAUCCCCAUUGCCCCUGACCCCUCCACCCUAGGUCACCCUGACCUCUGGCUCUGAGCCCUGUUCUGACCAAAUCACGAUGAUGAGUAUUUGGGGUGGGUGGGCAAGGGUGGGGGGAAGAGGGAAGGGAUGGAACCAACUUUUUCUGUAUUUUGUAUUGUAUGUUUUCUUCAACAUGUAACCAAUCAGUAUCUUGUCAAUAUAGUCAGCCGAUCGAUCGAUCUCA
Molecule: messenger RNA, 1627 nt
Organism: Dipodomys spectabilis (banner-tailed kangaroo rat)
Lineage: Eukaryota; Metazoa; Chordata; Mammalia; Rodentia; Heteromyidae
Gene: Rab5c
Product: RAB5C, member RAS oncogene family
Exons: 6
Coding region: 202-852 (216 amino acids)
Molecular function (GO): GTP binding; GTPase activity
Source: RefSeq, a predicted model, not a curated record